Messenger RNA from Aspergillus nidulans FGSC A4, 1086 nucleotides. RefSeq lists its product as uncharacterized. Bases 1 to 1086 code for a protein of 361 amino acids. NCBI's taxonomy places the organism in Eukaryota, Fungi, Ascomycota, Eurotiomycetes, Eurotiales, Aspergillaceae. The transcript is spliced from 2 exons. The record is from RefSeq and is a predicted model, not a curated record.
AUGUCCACCACAAUUUCCCUAGCCAAGACCCAAACUACCCGUUCAACUCUUAUCCAGGCAAUCUCGACAGCCGCCCAAAUAUCUAGAGUUGACUCUGCAAUAUGGGCUUUUCUCUGGACGGCGGAUAUUCCAAACCUCGAAGCCAUGUUGGAUAAUGCCAAAUCGAAUCCCCGGGUGGUGUACCGACAGCUAGUCAAUUGCCAUCAGGCUAGGGACGCAAUCAGGAAAUGGAUGGUCAGGACUCAAUUCCCUAGCAAUGAACAGCAUCGAGUCCAUAGGCUGAAGGAGAAAAACUCGAGAUCGAGUUCGAUGUCGAUGACAAAAGAAAGAUCCGCCAAUCUAGACUCUGUCCUCUCCUGGAACGCGGCCCUCUGCAAGACACGAGACGGGAACAAAUGCGUCAUCACGAAGGCAAACGCAUACCUGCACACCAAUCCUAGUGACACCGGUAAUGAUAGCGACGUCAAAGUCACACAUCUCGCCCCCAUCUCGCUUGAAGGCGGAAAAUGCAUCAAAAACGCGCCGUUCUGGAACACUCUGCGCCUCUUCUUCUCCGACAGAAAGGUUAACAGCUGGAUCACCGCGACAAGAGUCAUGACGGACACGAGCAAUAUGAUUUGCCUCUCUGCAGGUGCUGCACAGGCGCUGGCGACUGCUAGAUACGCACUGAAACCGAGGAGCCUCAAUACAAACCGAACGGAAAUGGAGACGGAGUUCUUCGCAUUGCCGGGUGGCUACCAUAGCAGCAAAAGGGAUAUUAUGGCAAAGCCUCUCUUUGAUGCAGCGGGGACGAAGGGUGAGGAUGUAUAUGUGGGCGUCCGUCUUAUAACUCAGAACCCGAGAGUCUAUGAGCUGCCGUCAUGGGAGAUCCUAGAGCUGGCAUGGCAUAUGAACCGGGUCGCAGCGCUCUCUGGAAUUGGUAAUGGGAAUAGCCCUCAGACGGAGCGGAGGAUCGUAUCGGUGAUGAGGAGGAUCCGGGGUCUGUCUGUGCCAGCAGCCAUGCAGGUGGAGAGGAAGUGUGCUCGGCGCAGAAUGCUCGCCUUUAGUUUAGGUGAUGUUCGUCAGGAUUCGACGAUGAAAUUCUAA